Messenger RNA from Cajanus cajan (pigeon pea), 1362 nucleotides. Its product is annotated as mitogen-activated protein kinase kinase kinase 20. Gene Ontology annotation, biological process: signal transduction; protein phosphorylation. The record is from RefSeq and is a predicted model, not a curated record. Lineage: Eukaryota; Viridiplantae; Streptophyta; Magnoliopsida; Fabales; Fabaceae. Gene Ontology annotation, molecular function: protein kinase activity; ATP binding.
CCACUCUUCUCGUCUCAUCCUUCUUCAACACAACCAUGAAUUGGAUUCGCGGUGACUCGCUCGGAACUGGAAGCUUCGCCACCGUCAACAAGCUCGUACCCACACACACUUCCGCUCACUUUUUUCCUUCUCCCACCGCCGUCAAAUCCUCCGACCUUCACACCGCCGCUUCCCUCAAGAACGAGAAGGAGAUUCUCGAUCGCAUUCGCCACUCCCCUUACAUCAUCAAAUGCUACGGCCACGAUUCUACCAUCGAAAACGGCCAGGAGUUUUACAACGUCUUUCUCGAACACGCCGCCGGCGGUUCCCUCGCCGAUCAGCUCAAAAAACACGGCGGGACCCUCCCGGAGAGUUACGUUCGGCGCUGCACCAGGUCUGUCGUGGAAGCUCUCAGGCACAUUCACGCCGAAGGUUUUGUUCACUGCGACGUGAAGCUGCAGAACAUUCUCGUGUUCGACGAUGACGAGGUUAAAGUCGCGGACUUUGGGCUGGCGAAGGAGAAGGGGAGAAAAGAGGGGAAGUGGGAGUGUCGUGGGACGCCGCUGUUCAUGUCGCCGGAAGCGGUGAACGAGAACGAGUACGAGUCGGCGGCGGAUAUUUGGGCCUUGGGCUGCGCCGUGGUGGAGAUGGUGACGGGAAAGCCCGCUUGGGAAGUUCGAAGCGGGGUGAAUAUUUGGGCUUUGUUGAUACGGAUUGGGGUUGGAGAGGAGUUGCCGAAGAUUCCAGAAGAGUUGUCGGAAGAGGGGAAGGAUUUUUUAAGGAAGUGUUUCGUUAAGGAUCCUAAUACGAGGUGGAGUGCUGAGAUGCUUUUGGAACAUCCUUUUAUUAACGAUCACUGUGUUUCUUUUAAGAAAGUCAAUGGGUCGUUGCCGUCGCCGUCGCCGAGGACCCACUUUGAUUUCCCUGACUGGGCUUCCACCGUGACGUCUUCGCUUCCUUCCUCCCCGGACUCCGGCGAGUGGUGUCAGGGGGAAUUCAGUUUGUCGUGUUCGCCGGCGAGUCGUCUCCGGCGGUUGGGCACUGAUGAAUUGGUUCCGAUGGGUUGGUCGGGAUCGGAUGACUGGAUUGACGUAAGGUGAAGUUGAUGAGAUCGUACGGAUGACAUUCCAUGACGUUUGUUGAUUCUUGUCUUUAAUUAGAUGUGAAUUAUUAGGAAUAGGAUGACAGGAGGACUACUUGCCGCCACCCUUGGCCAAGUGUACAGAGAUUCGUUUUGUUCAUAUUAAAAUUUUGAUCAGUUUAUAAGGUUUUCAGUUUUAUUUUGGGUAUUUAUAUUCGAAUGCCCUCUAUUUUAUAUAUCUUAUCAACACUCAUUCUUUUCUAUGUCUCUCUUCUUAUUAUACGUAUAGCUUUUUCUUUCAA